Molecule: messenger RNA, 4129 nt
Organism: Octodon degus (degu)
Lineage: Eukaryota; Metazoa; Chordata; Mammalia; Rodentia; Octodontidae
Gene: Prmt2ip
Product: chromosome unknown C15orf39 homolog
Exons: 3
Coding region: 203-3343 (1046 amino acids)
Source: RefSeq, a predicted model, not a curated record
CGGCGCGAGCGGCUGCACCCUGGGUGGCUCCGGCAGUGGUAUCCUCGACUUCCCGCGCUGACCCGGCCGGACUGGGACAGGCGGCGUGGGCCGCGCCAGAGGAUGCGGCCGUGGUCCCGGGCGGCGGCAACGCGAGGCCCGGCGUCCAGCAGGUCCACAGUGAGGCAGCAGUGGCCCUGGAGGGCUUGACACCUGCCCAGUGAUGGCAGAGAAGCGGCCCCUGGGGAGCCUGGGGCCCAUGAUGUAUGGCAAGUUGCCCCGCCUGGAGGCCAACUCGGGAUCUGGACAUGGCCUGCCCUCCUCUGCUGGCAGCCAGGACGCCUGUAGCUACAAAGGGGCCUACUUCUCUUGCCCUAUGGGGGGCACCUCCAAGGUAGGGCCAGAGCGGCUGGCAUCAUGGAGCCCGUAUCCACCCCUGUACCCUACCAGCAUGGCAGGACCCCCACUUCGGGCAGACAGCCUGCUGACCAACUGCCUGCUCUACCGGCCACCAGCAGAAGGCUCUGAGAAGAUGCAGGACUCAGGCCCUGGGGAUCUCCUGCCUUUUGGCCCCCAGGCUCACGCAUACCCGGGCCCACCAUUGGCAGCACCCAAGCCUGUCUACCGCAGCCCCUUAUGCUAUGGGCUGCCCACUUGCCUGGGCGAGGGGCCAGCAAAGAGGCCUUUGGAUGUUGACUGGACAUUGGUGCCAGGUGCCCUAUUGCCUUCAGCGGAGCCUCCCUGUUCUCUGACCCCUGCUCCUGGCAAGGGCCAGACCCUGGAUGGUACCUUCUUACGUGGGGUGCCAGUUGGGGGACCUGGCAAAGAUGGCUCACUGGGCUUCUCCCCAUGCCCAGCAUUCUUGGACAAAUACCGGGCAGUCCACAGCACACCCUUCCUGGCCCCCAAGUACACAGCUCCUUACUCUGGGGACCCCAAGCAGGCAGUAUCAGAAGGGCCCUCCAGUCCAUGGGCCCAGCUGGCCCAGCCUGUGGGGCCACCCUUCCAGGAGACAGUGCCUACCCACUACCCACUUCCACCUCCUCCACAGGCCCUGCCCUGUGCCUCAGCCUGUCGUCACCUGGAGAAGCCAGGUAGCUAUAGCUCCAUACUUCCUGUGCAGCCCCUCGGAGCCCACAAGGGGACCAGGUACCAGGCUGGUGGGCUGAGCAGUUCCUACCUGAAGCAACAGGCACCCCAGAUGCCCUACAUGCCCCAGUCAGGGCCGGAUACUUAUUCCUACCCUUCUGCCCCCCUCCCGGCCCCCUCGCCAAGCCUCAAGUUGGAGCCCCCUCUUGCCCCACGGUGCCCACUGGAUUUUGCCCCACAGACUCUGGGUUUUCCAUAUGCCCGGGAUGACCUCUCUCUCUAUGGAGCAUCCCCCGGCCUGGGAGGUGCACCACCUCCCCAGAACAGUAUGCAGCCUGUACCACAGUCUGGUGCCUUCCAGCGGGUGUGCCAACCUCUGCCGGCUAGUCACCCAUGCUCUGAGCCUGUUAGGCCUGCAGAGAAGCCAGCACAAGAAGCUGAGAAGAUGUGGCUGCCCAGCUGUAGGAAGGAGCAGCCUCAGCCCCAGCCCCAACAUGAUGAACACCCUGGGGGGCCCAUCAUUAUCCGGGACAGCCCUGAUCCCCGCACCUCACCAGCACUUCGCACGUGUGCGCAGGACCACCAGUCUGUCCGGCAGAAGGAGCAUGCCCGGCUGCCCAGUUCUCCUCCAAUGCCUGUCAUUGACAACGUCUUCAGCCUGGCCCCCUAUCGGGACUACUUAGAUACACAGACCCCCAAGGCCACAGCUGAGCCAGCCAAGGCCACAGCCACCUGUGAGAGCCAAGAUGAGGAUGGUAGUGAGGCCCUGCCUUCCCAGGAGGAAUCUUCAGGACUGAGCUCCCCACUCCGUGAGGAGGUGGCCCUGGAUUUGAGUGUGAAGAAGACUCAGGUUGAGGCUGCCCCUGUCAAGUCCCCUGGUCCUAUGGUGCAUACCAACCCUGAUACAGCUGUGGAUGGGACAGCUGUGGAGACCACGGUAUCGGGUUUGCCAGCCUUGAAAAGGAUGGUCACAGAAGUAUCUGGGGAACCAGAGACCAUGGAGGCCACGCCAAGGACCAGCUUUCCAGAAGCACCUGGGAUGCCAGUGACCGCAGAGGCAGUCCCAAGGACCAGCUUCCAUAGCUCUGUAGCUUUCAUGUUCCGGAAGUUCAAGAUCCUCCGUCCAACACCCUUACCUGCAGCUGUGGACCCAUCCACACCCACCCCACCUCCCGUGCCCCCACAGCCCACUGUGCCCACCCCACCACCUGUAUCCAUGGGACUGCAACUUCUCACUCAGCCCUUGCCAGUGGCCUGCUUCAACCUGGCCCUGCCCAGUCCUCCAGCCAUCACUGUGGCCUCCCCUGCCCCUACCCCUGUCCCUGUUCCUGCUGCCACCCCCACUCCAUCUCCAGCUCCUACCCCUACCCCUGCUCCUGCCCCUGCCCCUGCCCCUUCCCCGGUUUCCACAGCGGACACAGCAGACUGUACUGAACAGCACUUUACAGGGCUCCACACGUCCCUGUGUGAUGCUAUCUCUGGCUCUGUGGCCCACUCCCCACCUGAGAAGUUACGUGAGUGGCUGGAGGUAGCUGGGCCUUGGGGCCGGGCUGCAUGGCAGGACUGCCAGGCUGUCCAGGGACUGUUGGGCAGACUGCUGUCCCAGUUGCAGAAGUUCGUGUGCACGCAGCAGUGCCCCUUCCCCCACGUGGUCCGGGCUGGUGCCCUCUUCGUGCCCAUCCACCUGGUGAAGGAGCGGCUUUUCCCACGACUUCCACCUGCCUCAGUGGACCAGGUGCUGCAGGAGCACCGUGUGGAGCUGCGGCCCACCACACUGUCAGAGGAGCGUGCACUGCGGGAGCGUGCCCUGCAUGGCUGCACCUCACGCAUGCUCAAGCUGCUGGCCCUGCGCCAGCUGCCCGACCUCUACCCCGACCUGCUGGGCCUGCAGUGGCGCGACUGCAUCCGCCGCCAGCUGGGUGACCUUGAUACCAAGGCUGGAACUGUGUCCCUCUCAGAACCUGCUGUGGCCAGAGAUGAGCCAGAGGGUCCAUCUCCAGCUCGGAAGUCACCAGCCCCCAAGGUCAGAAGACCUGGGAGGAAGCCACCAGGAAGCCCAGAGAAGACAGAGGCACCUGCCCAGGGAACAUCUCGGGGUCCCUCUCCUGUCCCUGCUGCUAGUGCCAGCCCACCAGGCCCUACCCUCAGGGCCCGCUUCCGCACCCUGCUGGAAAGCGCCUGGCUCAAUGGCCUGGCACUGCCCACAUGGGGCCACAAGGCUUCUGGACCUGACCGGCCCCCACAGCUGCUAGGCAGCCAGAGCCAACCCCUGUAGCACAGAUCGUGAGUGCUGUUGGGAUGGCCACCUGGUCUGUGUACCUGUUCUGUGAGCAUUCUAAGCCCUCAUUCGGCCACCAGCUGGGAGCGCCUAAGCCGAGGGUCUUUGCCAGAGACUGUUGGUCCUCUUCCCUGGCUACUGCCUCCCUCACCAAUGACCUGGACAGAAGCUCUACCUUUCUCUACAGUCUUCGUUUCUUGUUCAUAAAAUAGGACAGCACAGCCUACCUCACAGGGGUGUGGGGUGAUACGACACCCAUAUGGUGUGCUCUCUUCCUCUGGCCCUAUACAGGCCCUCCUUGACCUCCGCCAGGCCCAGAGUAGGAGGCAGAGAUGGCAGCAGCACCUCCGUGUCUCAAGUGGCACCUUGUACAGAUGGCUCACACUUUUCAACAGUGCUACCACAGGGACAAUGCCCAGCCUGGUGCCAGCGUCUUUCUGGGCUUGCCACCCCUGCUCCAGGAGGCCCUAAACUGACAAGUGACUUCCCAAGCUGCCUCCCCUGCUCUAGACCUCCCAGGACUGUUUUGUUUUCUUCAUUCUGUCAGGCAGCCACAAGAAUGCAAGGGCCAGAACUGAGUGGCAGCUGAGUCUCUGAAGAUCUGGCUGAGGGCCAGUGUCCUCCCCCAGCCACAGCAUGGCCUCCGUCAGCUAUGUCUGCUGUGACCACUGCCCUGCAGGGUGCUGGCUUGAGCUUUGGGCUGGCAGCUGGGCCCUUGGCCUUGUUUAAGGGCUUGAGAUGCACUUGGAGCCUGGGUUAUUAAAGCAUUUGAGUGGUUUUGGA